Messenger RNA from Stegodyphus dumicola, 2049 nucleotides. RefSeq lists its product as uncharacterized. The record is from RefSeq and is a predicted model, not a curated record. Gene Ontology annotation, molecular function: zinc ion binding; single-stranded RNA binding; double-stranded RNA binding. NCBI's taxonomy places the organism in Eukaryota, Metazoa, Arthropoda, Arachnida, Araneae, Eresidae. Gene Ontology annotation, cellular component: precatalytic spliceosome.
GUUUAUUUCUUUUAUAGCUCUUAAGAAGAAAAAAUGGAUGAAAAACAGAAAGCUGCAAAUUCAUAUUCUCUGUUAAGAAAACUGGAUGAGAGUAAUUCAGCUGGAAAGAAAAAGACUUUUAGUUUAAGCAAAAAAUCAUACAAUGAAAGUAGCUCAUCCAGGUAUGAAGGUGGUUCAUCCAGGUCUACUGAUAGAGGAAAAAAGGAUAAGAAACGACUACCUAAAGAAGAAAUCGACUAUAAUAAACCAGAUCUUUCAUUUGGUGAUAUGUACUGCCAAAUUUGUGAUGCUCAUAUGAACUCAGAUAUGAUGUGGACAGCGCAUAUUCAAGGGAAAAGGCAUCUAAAAAAUAUAAAGAAAGAAUGCCCAGAGAAAAAGUACUUUGAUAUCGAUGAAGACAGUAAACUUCAAGAAGAAAUUGAUACAAUAAAGAGGCCAAUUGUUGGUUUGGAUUAUGUAAUUGAAAUUCAGAAAUGUGAUACAGAAAUUCCUCUUUUCCAGUGUUUUUUAUGCAAUGCAAAUCUUGCUUCUAGUGAAUUAGUAAUCGAGCAUUUACUUGGGAUUAAGCACCGAAUGGCCUACUUAAGUAAACAUAAUCCUGAACAGUUUGAACUGCUUGAAAAAACUAAAUUUAAGAAGAAUUUACUAGAACCUAUUGUUGAAGAAGAGAUAUCUAAACUCGAAAGAAAGCUUGGAAGGGGGAAAAUUGCUGUAAAACUGGCAAAACCCAAACCAGUUGAUCCUUAUAAAAGACCAGCUGUAGAAGAAGAUAGAAUGUCUCCAAAAAGAACAAAGAACGAUUCUGUAACAUUUGGACAUUGGAAACCUUUGGAUUCUGAAAUGAGACAUGAUCAAAUAUAUUAUCCCCAUCCACCAGAGGAGAAGCUGUUGCAUUUUCCUAAAUAUCCAGAAGAACAAAGGGUAACAUCGCUUGAUGACAGUCGUUAUGAUGAUAGAAAACUUAAUGUGGGGAAAACAAAUAAUACAUCAUAUUCUUCUGAACAUAAAUAUGAUCAUAUUCCUUGGAUGGCAGAUGUGGAGAAUCUGAUUCAGUCAAGUAGAAAUAAUCCUUAUUCUUCUGCCUCUCAGAAGAAAAUUGAUCUACAUGAGCUAGAAGUGGCAAAUUUCAUUCAACGUGUUAAUGAAAGAGCAUCAAGGACUGUGGGAGAACGUAUUUAUUCUGGUGAUAGUCCAAAAAUUGAAUAUGAAAAAACCAAAAAGGAAACCAAUCCUCUAGCAGAGUUUCUAAAAGCUCUGUAUUCUCUCCCUUCUCUUCAAUUUUUUGCUAUUGUUAAGACUAAAUUGGAAACAAUAUCCAUAGAAACUAAAGAAGAACUGAAAGCACUAACAAGACUGAAUGAGCAAAUUCAAGCUAUUAUAUUGUCAAGACAAUUGGAUGAACUCGGACCAGAUUUGCAACAAAGUGUGUCUGAACUUCUGAAGUCAAACCCCGCAGCUGCCAUUCCAGGUUGGAAGGAUAUAUUGAAUCAAAUACAGAGAAAUAAUUCAACCAACCUUCAGAAUACAUUUUCAGCUCACAAAGAUGUAUCAAAUUCAGAUAGAUCUGUUGGUUGUGUGGGUGAUGGACGCUAUUCUCAGUCAACUUUAAAAUCACCUAAAAGUCCUUCUUUACCUCCACCUGAAACAUGUAGUACUUAUUCCUUAUUUGGACCUUCAUCAUCUACUUCAAUUCCUGGAUUAUCUUUAUCCGAGGAUCAAUCUAAUAUUUCAUCAGGUUUCACUACUGCUACACGUAGGUCAACAAUGAAUGAUACUUCUUCGGGAACUUACAGUCAUUUUCAGGGUUUUAACUCAUUUAUACCGGGAAACUAUUGGAAUUAAAGGAACUCAUUCUCUGUAAUUCAAGAGACUUUGUAAACAUUAUUUCUUUCAUUUUUUUAUUAGUUUUUAUGAUUUAAUGCUGUGUAUUUAUGAGGAGGUGAAUGGCAGCAGUAAAUUUUUAUUGGAAGACCAGUUUUGUUAUUUUAAGAGUGAAUGGUUUCCUAAGAAUUUUCAUUAUAUGAAAAAUAAAUGUUUUUACUACUUAAA